Molecule: messenger RNA, 729 nt
Organism: Chinchilla lanigera (long-tailed chinchilla)
Lineage: Eukaryota; Metazoa; Chordata; Mammalia; Rodentia; Chinchillidae
Product: C-C motif chemokine 2
Exons: 3
Coding region: 81-443 (120 amino acids)
Biological process (GO): cellular response to tumor necrosis factor; monocyte chemotaxis; chemokine-mediated signaling pathway
Cellular component (GO): extracellular region
Molecular function (GO): CCR chemokine receptor binding; chemokine activity
Source: RefSeq, a predicted model, not a curated record
CCACCAGAAGAGCAGAGAAGCUGGGACCAGCUCAGAAACCUCCGACUCUCAAACUGAAGCUGGUGCUCCCACCCUCCACCAUGCAGGUCUCCUCGGUCAUUCUGGGCCUGCUGCUCACAGCAGCCACCUUCAGCACCCUCCUGCUGGCUCAGCCAGAUGGAGUUAACGCCCCAGUCUGCUGCUAUACAUUUAACAAAAAGAUCCCACUGAAGAGAGUGAUGAGCUAUGAAAGAAUCACCAGCAGCAGGUGUCCCCAAGAAGCUGUGAUCUUCAAGACUGUGAUGAACAGGGAGAUCUGUGCUGACCCCAAACAGAGCUGGGUCGAGGACUACAUUGCCAGACUGGACCAGAAAACCCAGCAGAAACAGAAUUCAACUGCCCUGAAAACUUCAGUGCCUUUGAACAUCAGCCUCACAACCCCAGACCCCAAGAACCUUAGCUAAUUAGUCUACUACUGUAUUUCCUCAAUAAUUUUUAAUGUUAGUAUGAACUUUAUUGAUGUGAAAUAUUAUGUGUUAAAGAAUAUUAAUCUUAUUUAACUUAUUGAUGUUAUAAUUUUAUCUUCCGUGAGCUGCAGCAUUUUUAGAGUUGGGAACAUAGUUUUCUUUCUGUGAAGCCCGAUUCUGUACCUAGGAUGUCAUUAAGGUCUUUGAAAGGAUCUUGAAUGAAUAUAUAUUUGUUUUAAAUUUCAAAACACUUUUAAAAUAUUAUUGUGAAAAUAAAUAUUAU